This is a messenger RNA of Musa acuminata subsp. malaccensis (wild Malaysian banana), 2006 nucleotides long. Its product is annotated as putative nitric oxide synthase. The record is from RefSeq and is a predicted model, not a curated record. Gene Ontology annotation, molecular function: GTPase activity; GTP binding. NCBI's taxonomy places the organism in Eukaryota, Viridiplantae, Streptophyta, Magnoliopsida, Zingiberales, Musaceae.
UCGAUAGAGCUCAUCCGCUGUUGUCUCAUGGCGACCAACCCCUUCCGCCUCUCCGGUUACUCACAGUUCUCCACGUCCUCCCACCUCGCCAACGCUGUCUCCUCCUCCUUUCCUCUCUUCCCCAACCUAAAAUUCGCCGCCUUUUGUCCGUUCACCGUAACCCUAUUGCCAAUCCGACUCCCCUGCAAACCCUACCCAAUCUCCUGCCGGGCCUCUUCGGCUUCUCCUUCUCCUUCUCCCUCUCCCCCGCCGACGUCCGUAGAGCUGGAUGGGACGGGCGCGGCCGCCCCUACCCGCGGUGACCUCUACCUCGAGCGCCAGCAGUCCAUGUCCGCCGCCGCCCUCGUUCUCAAGAAGAAUAAGGAGGGAAAGAAGAAGAGAAGAAACGACGCCAAACUCCCAACCAACGUCGCUUGCUGCUACGGCUGCGGCGCUCCUCUCCAGACAACGGAAGUCGAUGCCCCUGGCUAUGUUAAUGCCGAGACCUAUGAGUUGGAUUGGUGGCUUGGCUACAAGAUGAAGAUAGAUUCCCAUGCUUUAUCAAUGAAGAAAAUGCACCGCCAGCUUAAGACAAUUCUGUGUGGUCGAUGCAAGCUUUUGUCCCAUGGACACAUGGUGACUGCUGUGGGUGGGCAUGGUGGUUACUCUGGUGGUAAACAGUUUAUUUCUGCUGAAGAACUACGGGAAAAGCUCUCUUAUCUACGUCAUGAAAAAGCACUGAUUGUUAAACUAGUUGAUAUUGUUGACUUCAAUGGCAGUUUUUUGGCACGUGUACGUGAUCUAGCUGGUGGUAACCCUAUCAUAUUGGUCAUAACUAAGGUUGAUCUGCUGCCCAGAGGCACAAAUCUAAACUGUAUUGGAGAUUGGGUUGUUGAGGCCACUACCAAGAAAAAACUCAAUGUUAUCAGUGUCCACCUGACGAGUUCAAAGUCUUUUGUGGGGAUUGCUGGUGUCAUAUCAGAGAUCCAAAAGGAGAAAAAGGGCCGAGAUGUCUAUAUUCUGGGGUCUGCAAAUGUUGGCAAGUCUGCAUUUAUCAAUGCUUUGCUCAAGUUAAUGGCAAGAAAGGAUCCGGUUGCUGCAGCUGCUCAGAAAUACAAACCAAUGCAAUCAGCUGUUCCUGGAACAACCCUGGGUCCUAUUCAAAUUGAAGCCUUCCAAGGAGGAGGGAAUUUGUUUGACACACCUGGUGUGCAUCUUCACCACCGGCAAGCAGCAGUGGUACAUUCGGAUGAUCUGCCUUCUCUUGCACCUCAAAGCCGUCUAAGGGGACAAUCAUUUCCUCAGGUUAUCUCUAUUGGUACAAUCACCGACUCAGAAGCUGUAGGCAUAAAUGGAUCUUCACUAUUUUGGGGAGGACUUGUCCGAAUUGAUGUUAUCAAGGUUCUUCCAAGGACACGUCUGACAUUUUAUGGGCCCAAGAAAUUAAAGGUUCAUAUGGUUUCAAUGGCCAAAGCAGAUGAAUUUUACCAUAAAGAACUUGGAAACACACUGACACCCCCAUCGGGCAAGGAAAGAGUUGAAUCUUGGUUAGGUCUUCAAGCAGUAAGGCAAUUGCAGAUAAAAUUUGAAGAUACAAACAGGCCUGCUUGUGACAUUGCGAUAUCCGGUCUAGGAUGGAUAGCAGUUGAACCCGUCAGUGCAGCAGAACCCAAUGACCCAGAUACGAGGGUGAAGGCAGGGGAACUGCAUCUGGCUGUUCAUGUGCCGAAGCCCGUCGAGAUCUUCAUAAGGCCACCAAUCCCUGUCGGUAAAGCCGGUGAAGAGUGGUACCAGUUCCAAGAGCUGACAGAGAAAGAAGAAGAGUCGCGGCCGAAAUGGUUUUACUAACUUCAAAUUAGUUGGUAAUCUAGUAUCCAAUUUUUCUUGCCCAAAUAUUUAUCAGGUAAUCUUGUGUAGCCUCUCUUGCAUACGUAAUAAUUGUUUGAUCCUUGGAAACACUGUUUAUUUGAUACCUCUCGAAAGGUCGAGUUGUUUACAAUAUGGUCGUCAAUACUGUUUAUUUGAUA